AUGGAGAAGGCGACCUUCAGUCAAACAGCAUCUAAGUUGUUGGUCAGACGAACCAAGGCUAUCAUGGGAAACUGGCUGUCAAAGGCGCGAACGCGUUCCAGUAAGGGCCAAUUUGGUGACUUGUCCGAUGAUCGUGCAAAGGAGAACAAAUUAUCUCUUGUUGGGCACACCAGCAACUAUGGAUCAGCGCUGUCACCAUGUUCUACCUCUGCCGCAUUAGCAAUGCCCUUGCCCCCUCACAAUGAUGCCAAAGCUGUGUCUUCUCCAUUUCCGACGCGAGCAGAGUAUCUCCGCCAGCCUUUGCGUGCAGAAUCGUUGCAAGAUGCGCUUCAGACGCUGCGCAAUUAUGACACCACUAUCAUCAUGGAUGAUUCUUCAUCUAUGACUGGUUCGCUGUGGAAUGAGGCGGAACAGGCUCUCGCCACGCUCGUCGAUGUAGCGAGCCAAUAUGAUCCCAGUGCCGCUGUCAUAGACAUACAUUUCUUGAACUGCAACGCAACCAUGACGGGAGUUACGGACUCCAGAGUUGUCCACGAGCAAUUCGCCAAAUUCCAGCCCUGUGGCCCAACCACUAUUGGGAAUUGCCUCAGUAUGAUCCUCGGCGAUUAUUUCCGUGACCUGUAUGCUGCUAAGGGACGGGAGGAUGGAUGCCAGAACAUCAAGCCCUUGAAUGUGCUCAUCAUUACUGAUGGCGCGUCAUCGGAUGAUGUAGAGGGUGUGAUCGUCUAUUUUGCCAGGCGGCUUGAGGCCGACAAGUGGCCACUUGGACAGGUCGGGAUACAGUUCGUUCAGAUAGGGAAUUCGAGGCAUGCAGCACAGUUCCUUAGAGAGCUGGAUGAUUUGAAGCAGGCACAUGUACGGGACAUCGUUGACACAACGCCCUAUAUCGGCCAACUGCAUGCUGACAUGCUGAUCAAGGUCCUUGUCGGUGGCAUUAAUCGCCGCGUGGACACGAAGGGUGGUGAUUCGGUUGAGUUUUAAGUUGCGAGACACUGGAUACAACACUUGUAUCAUAUCUGGAGCUAAGGAUUUGUCGUCAGCUCAGUACCCAACGAAUCUUCCUGUAGCAAAUAUACCUAUGCAUGUACGUAGCCUUAG
Molecule: messenger RNA, 1098 nt
Organism: Suillus paluster
Lineage: Eukaryota; Fungi; Basidiomycota; Agaricomycetes; Boletales; Suillaceae
Exons: 8
Coding region: 1-981 (326 amino acids)
Source: RefSeq, a predicted model, not a curated record